ACAAUGGUCUAUCCAGGAAGCGUGUCCUGUGUUUGGGGAAAUAUCGUAAACAAACCGUCUUUUAUGUCAACUUGAACGAGCUUUUUAUUUCUUCAUUUCAAGUCAUUGCGUCCGAGAAUCCUCAAUUCAACGACGUCUUUCGAACAGCCACGUUUGUCCUUUCCCGUCGUGUUCAACCACAGCGUUUCUCCCGCUGUGUGACCCGGACGAGGAACGCUCUUUUGGGCUGGACCGAUACACAUAUCAACGUUAUAUAUUUCCCUCUUUUUUUGUUGUUGUUGCAUUUUGCACGUCUCUGCACUUGAGAAGAAACCAUGUCUGAUUUCAUCCUGGUGUUCCUGUUGCUCGUGCUCCUGCUGUGUCUGAUCGUGACGGUGGUCGGCUUGCUGCUGUACUCGGGACUCCUGAGUGAUGUGAUCGUGAAGACCGGGCCGCCUCCUGUCAGAAAUAUCACCAUCGCUUACAAGUUCAGAGAGGGAUCGUACAAGGACAGCGGCGCCGCCUACACGGAGAGCUGCAGCAUCGGGCCGCAGCUGAGCACCGUCGGUGUCUUCUACGAUGACCCCAAACAGAGGCCAGCAGAGAAAUGCCGCUACGUCGUGGGGAGUGUCUUGUGUGAGGGCGACGAGAAGCCCGAUGAAGAACUGCAGAAGAUGUAUGAGAAGUUUGGCUUCAAGGUGUUUUCUCUGCCGGAAGUGAGCCACGCCGUGACCACCAGCUUCCCCUCCACCACCCCUCUGUCUCACGUGGUGGGGCCUUACAGGGUCUACCCCAGGCUCUACUCCUACAUUGAGGAGAGGAAGCUCUGUGCGUUCCCAACUAUCGAGAUCUGUGGUUCAGAUGUCAUCAACUACAUGGUUCCACUGUCUCGCCAGACAGACUUCUUUGUUCCGGAGAUGAAGGAGGAGGUUAAAACAGAUGUUAAAGAAGAGGACUCCGACGAGGACAGAGGCACUGACAUCACAGGUGCAGACUCCCACAGCGACGUGAGUUCAGUCAGCGGGGGCGUGCCCUGGGACAGCAGAGAGACGUCCCUGGCUGCUUCCACAGCCGCCUCCCUGGCAUCUUCCCUGCCUCUGAGGGACGUAAUGGACGCCAAUGAAGACAUUAAGCACAGGGACAGCAGCGAGAGAGGCUCGAACGGGUCCAUAGGCAGCGGCUCGUCCUUUGAAGAGCUUGACAUGGAUCAGGAGGAGCAGGAGCCGGGAGAAGAGAGGGGGGAGGAGGAGGAGGGAGAUGGAGACGAGGCGGAGGUGCCCGAGGGGGAAGACGCAGCUCGAGAAGCUGUUGAACUGGUGGCUGAGAAGAAGGAGCCCGUGGGGGGUGGAGAGGAGUAGGGUGGAAGAGAUAAGAGAUGAGUCCGUGUAACACUGGCAUGCAAGAGAGUAUCUCAGGUGUCGCUGGUUAUCUGUCAUGUAAUCUCGUUGGUUGAUCUAAAGCUGUUCAUGCCGUGACCCCACACCGUAUUUCUGCGCCUUUUAGUUCUCUUUUUGAAGCCUGCAUGUUUUGUUUAUCGUCUAAUCUCAUUUCUCAUUUUUUUUAAAUAAUUCCCGAUCCUAUAUUUAAACUCUGUCAGGAUAGGAAAACAAACCCAUUUGGUCAAGUAUUCUUGAGUACACCUAGUUUUCUCUUCACAUGGUUUGCAGCAAAGGAGAGGCAAGCUUUGUUCAACUCCAUAUUUAAUUUCAAAUUGUAAUCCUGCGUAAACUCCCGCUCUCUUAAUUUAGGCGUUAUACUUCAGUUCAAGAAAUACUUCAAUAGAUGGUCAGUGACGCCAGAUAGAUACCCCACUUUCAAGGUCAUCUUUGAGGAUUUCUACCUAACGUUUUGGUGUAUUUAUAUACAGUAAUGAUGGGUUGAAAAUGUGCAGCAGAAUGCCGAAGACAUAUCGCUGGACCCAUAUAAGUGUGUUAUUUUUUGCCAAUUGGGACAAUGUAUAUCACACAGGGGAAAACUCAGAGGGAGAAUAAACGUGCACCAACACCAGUAAAGUAACUUCACCUGGGUUUCCAAGGAGUAUAAUUUAAAAUGCAAUUGAAAGGUGUAAACUAUUCCCCCUGGAUAGUGUUGUGUAUAGGGUUUUAUUGUCUCGCUGUGCUCAGAUAAUGCUUUAGUUUUUUAAUGUAACGUUCUUUUCUAUAGUUGGUUUGUUGAACCACGCUACAGAUGUUUUUGUUGCCAAAAUUCGUUCUCUUCCAGAGGCUAGUGCUUUAUUUGUAGGUUGAACUUGUUGAUUGGUUGGAUUGAUGGUUGUGUCUUUCUGUCUGUAUUAAAAUUUUCAAUAAAAGUAAAGUUGACAGGA
Molecule: messenger RNA, 2302 nt
Organism: Gasterosteus aculeatus aculeatus (three-spined stickleback)
Lineage: Eukaryota; Metazoa; Chordata; Actinopteri; Perciformes; Gasterosteidae
Gene: tex264a
Product: testis expressed 264, ER-phagy receptor a
Biological process (GO): reticulophagy; protein-DNA covalent cross-linking repair
Cellular component (GO): endoplasmic reticulum membrane; replication fork; nucleus
Source: RefSeq, a predicted model, not a curated record